AUGUCGUCCCCACGCAAAUCUGCUAGUCCAGCAGCAGUAGCAGAUGCCACCACGCCACCUUCACUAGCGCAGGAUGGAGGCCAGCCAAACAUUGAUGUCGAUGAUGAUGGCGAUUCCGCGUUCGCAGAUGGUGAUAACUUUUCCGAAACGACAUCACUCGCUUCCUCCCUAAUAAGAGGUCACAUUAUGAAUGGUAGAAAAUAUUCGAGCCUCAGAAGUGAUUACUGGGGACCCUCUGACGAAUCGCAAUUCGAGUCUAUGGAUGCUGGGCAUUACAACUUGUUAACUUUGGAUAGCAACCAACCAGAGCCACUUUUUCGUUCUCCAGUCGUGGAACCUCAGAACAUUCUAGACAUAGGUACAGGUCCCGGUACAUGGGCCGUCGAUGUUGCGGAUAAAUACCCUGAAGCCGUGGUGUACGGUGUGGAUCUAUCGCCACCACCUGUAACUUGGAUGCCGCCUAACUGCCAUCUUCAAGUGGAUGAUGUUUUGGAAGACUGGACAUUCCGAGAAAACUUUGACCUUAUCCAUAUGCGACUAAUGCUGGGCGCUUUCACCGAUAAUGAGUGGAGAGAUGUUUAUCGGAAAGCAUACGAUAAUCUCAAGCCAGGAGGUUGGAUAGAGCAGGUGGAGCUUGAUGUCCGAGUCAUGGCGGACGACAACAGUCUUCGACCAGACACACUGAUCGCCGAAUGGGGCAAUAACUUUUUGGGCUGCUCAGAGAGAGCCGGCCGGCCUCUGGAUACACAACUCACGAUGAAGGCCAAGAUUGAAGAGGCUGGAUUUGUUGAUGUUCAAGAACAUCUUUACAAGUGCCCGAUUGGAGGAUGGCCGAAGAACAAGGUGCUCAAAGACGCUGGACGAAUCAAUUUUGUCCAGUGGACAGCGGGUUUGGAAGGAUGGGCCAUGUUCCUCCUGACGAACUGGGGCUCGCCAGAACCAUGGACAGCUGAUGAGGUCAGAGUCUAUGUAGCCAAGGUGAGGGAGGAGUUGAAGCAGCCCAGAUUGCAUAUAUGGCAUUAUACGGUAGACGACGAGUAUGGGGUCGCAAACCUGAAUGAUCGCGGACUGCAAUUUGUGUUGACUUAUUGA
This is a messenger RNA of Exophiala bonariae, 1092 nucleotides long. RefSeq lists its product as uncharacterized. The record is from RefSeq and is a predicted model, not a curated record. The coding region runs from base 1 to 1092 and encodes 363 amino acids. NCBI's taxonomy places the organism in Eukaryota, Fungi, Ascomycota, Eurotiomycetes, Chaetothyriales, Herpotrichiellaceae. The transcript has 10 exons. Gene Ontology annotation, molecular function: methyltransferase activity.